Molecule: messenger RNA, 1005 nt
Organism: Rotaria sordida
Lineage: Eukaryota; Metazoa; Rotifera; Eurotatoria; Philodinida; Philodinidae
Source: the annotation of a GenBank genome assembly
AUGGCAUCAUCAUCAACAAUUCAAUUACUAUGGACGAUUGCUCAACAAUAUACUAUUUAUACUGCUUUUAUUAUUUUUAUUAUUGGAUUUGUUGGUAAUCUAUUAAAUAUUCUUGUUUUUACAAAACUUAAAAUUUUUCGAAAUAAUCAAUGUAUAUUCUAUUUAUUGAUUGAAUCUAUUGUUGAUAUCAAUGCCGUGAUAUAUAAUUUGAUUAUGCGACUUUUAACAGUAAUAUAUGGAUCUGAUUUAUCCCAAUAUUCGACUCCAUGGUGUAAAUUACGAACAAUGAUGGGACAGACAUAUUUAUUAAUUUCACUUUCUACAAUAUGUUGUGCUGCAAUUGAUCAAUUUCUUUCAACAAGUCAUUUGAUUCAUUUAAGACAAAAAAGUACAUUAAAUUUAGCUCGACGUUUAGUGAUUAUAUCUGUAUGCUUUUCAAUUGUUCAUUCUAUUGGAUUUGGAGUUUUUUAUAAUGCUAAACCAUUCGUUGAUUGUUUAGUUUCCUAUCAAGUAUUAGUUCAGUAUUAUUCAUAUUUUUUUUAUCCAAUUCUAUGUGGUCUUUUACCAAUUUUCAUUUCUGGUUCAUUUGGUUUUUUAGCUUAUCGUAAUGUUCGUCGAAUUGUUCGACGACAAUUACCUAUUGUUCGAAGACGUCUUGAUCAUCAAUUGACAAAAUUUGUUUUAGUACGUGUUAUUUUUCUGAUUAUUUGUCUUUCACCUGUUUGCAUAUUUCGUAUUUAUACAAUUAAUACUAUUACCCAACCAUCAAAUCCACUCCGUAUGGCUAUUGAAAGAUUAUUUCAAGCAUUUAUAGGUUCAAUGUUCAAUCUUCAUUUUGCAGGAAAUUGUUGUAUUUUUUUGGUUUCAUCAUCACGAUAUCGUCGACAAGUGAAAUAUGUUUUAAUAAAAGAAUAUUGGAAUUCAUGGAAACGAAAAUUUCAUUUUAAUCAUCGUCAAAUUGAACCUAUUGCUCCACCAACAGUUUCUAGUAAUGAACUUGAAUAA